AUGGCUCAACUCGAUACGCUGGACAUUGUUGUCCUUGGCCUCAUCACUUUAGGCACGAUUGCCUACUUCACAAAAGGCAAAUAUUGGGGGAUUAGCAAAGAUCCGUAUGCAAAUGCAUUCUCCAACGCCAAUGGAGUCAAGGCAGGAAAAACGAGAAACAUCAUCGAGAAGAUGGAGGAGAGCGGUAAAAACUGCAUCAUCUUAUAUGGCUCUCAAACUGGUACUGCUGAGGACUACGCCUCGAGGUUAGCUAAGGAAGGGAAGAGUCGAUUCGGUCUAGAAACCAUGGUUGCCGAUCUCGAAGACUACGAUUACGAUAACCUCGAUUCGAUCCCUUCCGACAAGGUGGUUAUGUUCGUCCUUGCUACGUAUGGUGAGGGAGAACCGACUGAUAAUGCUGUCGAAUUCUACGAGUUCAUCACCGGCGAAGAUGUUGCUUUCUCUCAAAGCGCUGACCCUCCUCUUGCCAAUCUCAACUACGUCGCUUUCGGCCUCGGAAACAACACCUACGAACACUACAAUUCCAUGGUCCGCAACGUUAAUAAGGCUUUGCAGAAACUAGGCGCCAACAGAAUUGGCGAGGCCGGAGAAGGUGAUGAUGGUGCCGGUACUAUGGAAGAAGACUUCUUGGCAUGGAAGGAUCCCAUGUGGGCUGCCUUGGCAGAAAAGAUGGGUCUCGAAGAGCGUGAAGCUGUCUAUGAACCUAUCUUCGGUAUUGUCGAGCGCGAUGGUCUCACUAAGGAUUCUGCUGAAGUAUAUCUGGGCGAGCCUAACAAGAUGCACCUUGAAGGUAGUGCCAAAGGUCCCUUCAACGCUCACAACCCGUACAUUGCACCAAUUGCCGAGUCUAAAGAAUUGUUCUCCGUUAAAGAUAGAAACUGUCUUCACCUGGAAGUGGAUAUCAGCGGCUCUAACCUGUCAUACCAAACUGGUGACCACAUUGCGAUCUGGCCAACGAACGCUGGGCGAGAAGUUGAUCUAUUCCUCGGCAUUCUGGGACUUGAAGACAAAAAGGAUACCGUCAUCAGUGUAAAAGCUCUUGAACCCACUGCCAAGGUGCCUUUCCCUACUCCCACGACUUUUGAUGCUAUUGUUCGAUAUCAUCUCGAAAUUGGUGCUCCUGUGUCUCGUCAGUUCCUAGGUACUCUGGCUGCAUUCGCUCCCGAUGACGCUACGAAGGCUGAGAUGGCUAAGCUCGGUAGCGACAAGGACUACUUCCAGGACAAGAUCAGCAAGAACCACUACAACAUCGCCAGGACCCUGGGUGUCGUUAGUAACGGUCAGAAAUGGACAAACGUUCCCUUCUCGGCGCUCAUUGAAGGCCUAACCAAACUUCAACCACGUUACUACUCUAUUUCCUCAUCCUCAUUGGUUCAGCCUAAGAAGAUCUCCAUCACUGCUGUUGUCGAAAACCAACUAAUUCCCGGUCGUGCUGAACCCUUCAGGGGUGUAGCUACCAACUACCUGCUUGCUCUCAAACAGAAACAAAACGGCGAUCCCAAUCCCGAGCCGUUCGGACUCACCUACGAAAUCCAUGGACCAAGGAACAAGUACGACGGUAUUCACGUCCCUGUGCACGUACGCCACUCAAACUUCAAGUUGCCGUCCGACCCAUCUAAGCCUAUCAUUCUCAUCGGACCCGGUACUGGUGUCGCACCUUUCCGUGGAUUUGUCCAAGAACGCGCUAGGCAGGCCGAAAACGGAGAGAAUGUCGGUCGUACGAUACUUUUCUUCGGUUGCCGGAAACAAAAUGAGGAUUUCAUGUACAAGUCGGAAUGGGAGCAAUACAAGAAGGCCCUCGGCGAUAAUUUCGAGCUCAUCACCGCUUUCUCGCGAGAAGGACCCAAAAAAGUAUACGUACAACAUCGACUCAAGGAAAGGGCCCAGGAGGUCAACCAACUAUUAGAGAAGAAGGCGUACCUUUACGUGUGCGGUGAUGCGGCCAACAUGGCCCGAGAGGUUAACACUGUGCUGGCCCAAAUUAUUUCAGAGCAACGGGGUAUCUCUGAAGCUAAAGGAGAGGAGAUCGUGAAGAACAUGAGGGCGGCGAACCAAUACCAGGAGGAUGUCUGGUCAUAA
Messenger RNA from Hypoxylon trugodes, 2079 nucleotides. RefSeq names its product NADPH-cytochrome P450 reductase. Gene Ontology annotation, molecular function: flavin adenine dinucleotide binding; FMN binding; NADPH-hemoprotein reductase activity. The record is from RefSeq and is a predicted model, not a curated record. The coding region runs from base 1 to 2079 and encodes 692 amino acids. The transcript has 3 exons. Gene Ontology annotation, cellular component: cytosol. Lineage: Eukaryota; Fungi; Ascomycota; Sordariomycetes; Xylariales; Hypoxylaceae.